This is a messenger RNA of Haliaeetus leucocephalus (bald eagle), 1766 nucleotides long. RefSeq names its product small integral membrane protein 15 (gene SMIM15). The coding region runs from base 28 to 252 and encodes 74 amino acids. The record is from RefSeq and is a predicted model, not a curated record. The transcript has a single exon. Lineage: Eukaryota; Metazoa; Chordata; Aves; Accipitriformes; Accipitridae.
GGUUUUCCCAAUAAAAAAGCAGAAAAGAUGUUCGAUUUUAAGGCUUGGGCUGAAUACAUCGUGGAGUGGGCUGCAAAGGACCCAUACGGCUUUCUUACUACAGUGAUCUUGGCCCUCACACCGUUGUUUGUAAUUAGUGCAGUCCUUUCAUGGAAGCUUGCAAAAAUGAUUGAGGCCCGGGAGCGAGAGCAAAAGAAGAAAUACAAACGCCAAGAGAAUAUUGCAAAAGCCAAACGAACAAAGAAGGAUUAAAUGGGCCAAAAAAGGCCUUCCUCAUGCAAAGAAUCCAUUUUUUUAUAUGAAACACUUGUACCUUUUGUGCUUUAACUGUCCUUCGAUACUUGAUCCUGUUAUUUCUUGAAGUAUGGAACAAUACCUUCAACAUAUUUUUUUCUGCUGAGAUGAUUUGUCUUAGUCUGCUCAAGUGACACUUGUUACAGUCAUUUAAUCUACUACAUGUGCUCUAGUGCAGGUUGCUUUUCUAAAUUAGCAUGUUAAAUUAAAAAAAUUAAUUUGUUGGGUGGGAUUAUUUUUUUUCCUUAGCUGAACUGUGACUUAACAAGUGUCUUAAAAUCAUCAAAUUAUGGGGAAAAUGUGAAUGGUAAACUGGAUUACAGAAAGGCAAGUUUUGGUGUACCUUCAGCAGAGCUGUAGAGAGAAGCUAGCUUCAGAGCUAGGCAGCAUACCUUACCGGUCUCCUUUAAGGACACUGCCUGUGGCCCUGCGGUGCCCAUAGGGGCUGCUGUAGUGUCUUUGAUGGGGGGGCUUGUCUGCAAAGAGAACCUACCUUUGCUUUUCCUGUCUCCUGCACUACCAGCCAUCAAGAGUCUUUAAAUUCAGCCCAAACUCUAGGAAACUGAUGGCUUGUUCUUGCUACCUUUGUCUUGAGAGGCCACUCAUGUUCUACAAAAUAUGCUACUAUGUUGUUUGGUUUGCCCUAACAAUCACCUGAACACUCCACCUGCAGCUAACUUGUUUCUGCCUUCAGAAAUUUCCUGCGCCUCAAAGAAUAGCCAUAAAUGGGGUGAGACUAAAGGCCCAGGUGGCCUACUGUUGUGUGUCUUCGUGAGCUAUAGCAGGCGGCUGGGGGAGAGUCCAGGAGGAGGGUGGGUACGCUAGCAACAGUAGCUCUUCCUACUUGCUAACCUUCUGGCUACGUUUGGCUUAGGACCUUGUGAGUUUAGGUGGGAUCUUUGUUCUCAUGGCUCUUGAAAGCCUGCUGCCUUCCAGGUUGCAAAAUGCUGGCACACAGGAGAAAGUCCAAGUGGGGUUUGUGUUGUAAAUAUGCCAAAAUUAUUUAAUCUUAAUUCCAAAUCAUGUUUUCCUAAUAGAGGGGAUUAAUUUUUCAAAGCCUAGUUUUUCUUAAUAGUCUAGUUCUAAAGGGCUUGCGGCAGUCACUAAGUUUUUUAGACUUAGCAUGCUUCUGAACAGCAGCAGAGUUGUGCUUUCUAGCAACUAGUCCUUCAUUAUGUUUAAAAUUAAAACUUUAAAAUAAUUCCAUUGUUCAAAUGAGGAGACCUACAGACAUGGCUGACACUAAGGGGGAUUAGAAGUGCAGAGUCCAACUGAAAUGACUUAAAGUAAAUGUGAAGUAUUGUUUAUCCCCUGUCAAUUUUGUUGGUCAAAGCUAGCAUUAUUAGAAUAUGACAUUUUGUCACUUUAUAAAUACAGGGGAUGAAGUCUCUGCCUUUUGUAUGAAGUGUUGUCAAGUGUGUAUGUGUUCCAGCUUUGAUACCUACAUAACUUAAAAACACAUGGAGGAGAAC